Salvia splendens (bonfire salvia) is the source of this 1618-nucleotide messenger RNA. RefSeq lists its product as uncharacterized. The record is from RefSeq and is a predicted model, not a curated record. The transcript is spliced from 5 exons. NCBI's taxonomy places the organism in Eukaryota, Viridiplantae, Streptophyta, Magnoliopsida, Lamiales, Lamiaceae. Bases 295 to 1323 code for a protein of 342 amino acids.
AAUAUUUAAUAUAUUUAGCAAAAAAACUGCAUGUGAAUUAGUAUUUAGAAAAGCCCUAGCUCCCAUUUUUCAGCUUCUCUGGCUUUCCCCAUUUUCCCCGUCAGUCGGUCUCUCCACUGCCGCCGCCGUUGUCGCAUCACUGUUGCGCCACCGUGAUUCUCUACCUACUCUUAAUCCGGACUCCGUCUCCAUCUUGGUUUCAAUUUCACAAUAAAUCGGAAACUGAGCUGAUUGAAAUGACAAUCGUCUGAGACUCUUUUCGAGCUUGACGGAAUCUGUGGAGGGUUUGUGUACAUGCCAGAGAAGCUUUUGGUCUGCACUUCUAUAGCUUUAGCAAUGAAGCCAAGAUCCACUGAGGCACCUCGGAGGUCAAGAAAUGUUCAGGGGGAGGGACCAAAUUGGAUCCUUAUUGCAGGGAGUGCACUGCUUAGUACAUUGUCAGUUCGCCUCGGAUAUAAGCUAAAACAGGUCCUUGAUACUAAACAACUGGACAACAGUAGUCCAAGUUUAGAAGUUAAUGGAAAAUCUACUAACGGAAAGAAAUCAGGAAGCUGCUCUAUGCAUUCAAAUGCCUUUUGCUUUCCUCAAGAUGUUUGCUACAACCAUUAUUCAGAAACAGGAUCCAGGAAUGUGAUGGAAAUUAAACCACACGCCAAUGGACAGAUGAUGUCAGAACCUGAAAUGGCUCUUCCACUGGUGACUGUUCCCACUUCGGACUUCAAUAAAGAAAACGGGGUGAUGUGGUCGUCUUCUCCUGACCGUCUGGAGCUGCCCCAGAAACCUUUCCACCAAUCAAACAGCUCCGAAUCCCCUUGCGUCUCAGAAUCUGGUUCUGACAUUUUCAGCAAGCGGGAGGUCAUACAAAAGCUGAGGCAGCAGCUGAAGAGAAGAGAUGACAUGAUACUAGAAAUGCAAGAUCAAAUUGCAGAAGUGCAAACCUCUCUUGCUGCACAGGUUUCACAUUCUUCACACCUGCAAUCUCUUCUAGAUGCUGCAAACAGGGAUUUGUUUGAAUCAGAACGGGAAGUACAGAGACUACGGAAGGCAAUAGCAGAUCAUUGUGUCGGACAUGUCAACUCAGGUGAGAAACUCCCUACUGUUCCCAUUUGGCCAGCUGAAUCAAAAAACAAUAUGGAGUCUUCAGAGAAAGGGAGAGAUGGGGAAAGGAUUGAAAUGUUGAGGAGGGAAGUGAGUGAGUUGAAAGAAUUGAAUGAAGGAAAAGACUACUUGCUGCAAAGCUACAAGGAGCAUAACUUGGAGCUUGCAAUCAAGAUCAAGGAGUUGCAGAACAGAUUGGAUUCUCAACUUCCAAAUAUUUUGUAGGUGAAUUUAGCUUUCUUGUGCAUUCUGAAUGUGGCUUCCUGUUUUCUCUUCUCUCUUAUCCAACUUGAAGCUCUCAAUUUUGGAAACGUCAUUUUCGCACUUGUUUCCCCCUCAUUCUUCUUGUGCAUAUCUGGAAGGGAGAGUGAGAUGUUCAUAAAUUUAGAGUCAACGAGUAGUUUCGUGAUUUUGAGUGUGAUUGUUUGCCUUCAAACGUACACAUUGAACUUGCAGCAUCUUCAAUGUAAGAAGUGCUGUUAUUGUCCAACACUUUAAUAUGGAUAGUUAGAAUGUCUCA